Molecule: messenger RNA, 4262 nt
Organism: Oryzias latipes (Japanese medaka)
Lineage: Eukaryota; Metazoa; Chordata; Actinopteri; Beloniformes; Adrianichthyidae
Gene: fgfr4
Product: fibroblast growth factor receptor 4
Biological process (GO): regulation of bile acid biosynthetic process; positive regulation of ERK1 and ERK2 cascade; protein phosphorylation
Cellular component (GO): plasma membrane; signaling receptor complex
Molecular function (GO): fibroblast growth factor binding; fibroblast growth factor receptor activity; ATP binding
Source: RefSeq, a predicted model, not a curated record
UGAGGUUGCCGAUGCCAGACACUGGCUUGUGAGGCCGCUCCAGCUCUGUCUUUUUAAUCGAUACUUCGUUGCUUCCUGAAGAUGGAGAAGGUCUGUUCUUUCUGGAUGCUGCUGGUCUGUCUGGUGGGAGGAGCUGCAGCCAGAACGGUUGCAGAGACAAGAAAUAAAGAUUUUCAGGAGUCUAGGCCUCUAAUUGUGCCAGGUUACCCCAGGAACACCACAGUGGAGUUGGGUGGUCAGGCAAGACUGCUGUGCAAAGUCCACAAGCCAGCAUUCACCAAGGUGCAAUGGCUGAAGUCUGAAUCCAGCAGCACAGGAGCAAGCCAGCCUCAGAUCAAAGCUCUGACGCCCCUGCAGAGCAGCUCCUCCAAAACCAAAACUCUUCACUUGUCCAAUGUCACGCUGGAAGAUGCAGGCGAAUACAUCUGCGUGGCUGAGAGCAGCCAUGCCGGGGAGACUCUCCAGGCCAUGCAGUCGGCGUGGCUGCAGGUCCUGCCUGGAAGCACUUCCCAAGGUUUAGAAUUGAACUCAGCAGAUGUCCUUCCAGCAGAACUCCCCCCUCGAAGACCCUCCCUGCAGGCCGGUCUGCCUGAAAACGCCACAGCAGUGGUAGGGAGUGAUGCUCAGUUUCUGUGUAAGGUCCACGGUGACUCUGGCGCUAAAAUGCAGUGGCUGAAGCACGUGGAAAUAAACGGCAGUCGCUUCUCCCCCGAGGGUCGUCCCCACGUCAAGAUCCUUAAAACGAGCAGCUCCGACUCUAAUCACGGGGUAGAAAUGGAGGUGUUGUCAUUGUCAAACGUCAGCCCGGAUGAUGCGGGAGCGUACACCUGCUGGGCCGAAAAUUCAGCGGGCUUUGUCUUCCAAACCGCCUGGCUCACUGUCAUUCCAGAUCCUGAAACAAGACGCACAUGGGUUCAGGAGGUCGAAGUUGAAAGAGAGGCUGAUUUAGAUGUCCUGGAGGACCUCAGUGAGGACACCACAGAGCAUCUUGUCUUGGAGCCAGGUGAUGUUUUGAAGCUGCGCUGCGAUGUGAGCACACGGCGCAGCGCUGCUGUGACCUGGUACAAGGAGGGUGUCCGGCUCCUGGCCACGACACGCAUCAAGAUGCGAGGCGCCAUGGUGGAGAUCACAGACGUGACCUACGAGGAUUCAGGAGUUUAUGUUUGCACGCUUAGAGGAACCAAACACCCUGUGAGGAACUUCACCAUCACUGUUGCAGACUAUUUAGGGUCUGGAGAUGAUGAUGAGGACAAUGGAUUGGGAGAUUCAUCUGCUGAGAGUGAAAAUGACCAAGUGUACCUUUCUAGAGGUCCCUUCUGGACUCACACCCAGCGUAUGGAGAAGAAGCUGUACGCCGUCCCUGCAGGCAACACAGUGAGGUUUCGCUGCCCGGCCAUGGGCACCCCAAUCCCAACUAUUCGCUGGCUGAAAAACGGACGGGAAUUCAGAGGAGAGCAUCGGAUCGGGGGGAUCAAGCUGCGGCACCAGCACUGGAGCUUGGUGAUGGAGAGCGUCGUGCCCUCGGACAGAGGAAACUACACCUGUGUGGUGGAAAACGAAUACGGUUCCAUCUCCCAUAACUAUGUCCUGGAUGUUCUGGAGCGCUCCCCCCACAGGCCCAUUCUGCAGGCGGGUCUACCAGCCAAUACCACAGCAGUGAUAGGAAGUGACGUUCAAUUCCGCUGUAAGGUCUACAGCGAUGCCCAGCCUCACAUUCAGUGGCUGAAGCACAUUGAAAUUAACGGCAGUCGCUUCGCCCCUGAUGGGGUUCCCUACGUAAACGUCCUCAAGACAGGCAGUCUGAACAUGUCCGACGUGGAGGUGCUCUACCUGUCAAAAGUUACCAUGGAGGAUGCAGGAGAGUACACCUGUCUGGCUGGAAAUUCAAUUGGCUACGCCCACCAGUCUGCCUGGCUUACUGUGCUGUCAGAAGAAGAAGCAGCUGACUCCAUGGAAACCAUGGAAACCAAAUACACGGACAUCGUCAUUUACGCCUGUGGAUUCCUGGCCUUAAUCAUGGCGGUCAUCAUUGUGGUGCUGUGCCGGAUGCAGGUCCAGCCCAGACGAGAGCCGUUUGAUGCCCUUCCAGUUCAGAAGCUCUCCAAAUUCCCUCUUCGUAGACAGUACUCGGUGGAGUCCAACUCAUCAGGGAAGUCCAGCGCCUCUCUGAUGAGGGUGGCUCGCCUCUCGUCCAGCUGCUCCCCCAUGCUGGCAGGAGUCAUGGAGUUUGAGCUUCCCUACGAUCCAGAGUGGGAGUUCCCCAGAGAGAAUUUAACGCUUGGCAAGCCUCUGGGGGAAGGCUGCUUUGGUCAGGUGGUUAGGGCUGAGGCCUACGGCAUCAACAAGGACGGCCCGGAGCAGGCCACCACGGUGGCCGUGAAAAUGCUCAAAGAUGACGCUACAGACAAAGACCUGGCUGACCUUAUCUCUGAAAUGGAGCUGAUGAAGGUGAUGGACAAGCACAAGAACAUCAUAAACCUGCUGGGAGUCUGCACACAGGACGGCCCUCUUUAUGUGCUGGUGGAGUAUGCAUCCAAAGGCAGUUUGAGGGAGUACCUGCGGGCCAGGCGACCUCCAGGCAUGGAUUACACCUUUGAUGUGACCAAAGUGCCAGAGGAACAGCUCACCUUCAAAGACCUGCUGUCCUGUGCCUACCAGGUGGCCCGAGGAAUGGAGUACCUGGCCUCCAAAAGGUGCAUCCACAGGGACCUGGCAGCCAGGAACGUUCUGGUGACGGAGGACAACGUGAUGAAGAUUGCAGACUUUGGCCUGGCCAGAGGAGUCCACCAGAUUGACUACUACAAGAAAACCACCAAUGGGCGUCUGCCAGUGAAAUGGAUGGCACCAGAAGCUCUGUUUGACAGAGUCUACACACACCAAAGUGAUGUGUGGUCGUUUGGUGUCCUUAUGUGGGAGAUUUUCACGUUGGGGGGUUCGCCGUACCCCGGCAUCCCCGUCGAGGAGCUCUUCAAACUGCUAAAGGAGGGACACCGCAUGGACAAACCUUCCAACUGCACACAUGAACUAUAUAUGCUGAUGACCGAGUGCUGGCACGCCAUUCCAAACCAGAGACCGACGUUCAAGAAGCUGGUGGAGGAGCUGGACAAGGCUCUGCUCUCCAUUUCUGACGAGUACUUGGACCUGUCCACGCCUUUCGAGCAGUACUCCCCUUCCUGUGAGGACACGUCCAGCUCCUGCUCAUCUGACAACGACUCCGUUUUUACCCACGAUGCCUUGUCCACUGAUCCCUGCCUCCUGAGCUACCAGGACGUGCACUCCCGGAUAGACACAAAGACGGCUCUCCGAUAGGAACUCAAACCCAACACUGGAGUGGCCCAGUGCUUCUCUUGUACAGUGCCACGUCUAUUGGAUGCCAAACUAAAGGUCUGCUGCUGCAUUUAUAAAGAUUAAGUUAAAGAUUUUUAUUUUUAACAGGACCUCCAUUACGGCACCAGUUAAAGCCCUUAGAUAUAAGCAGGCAUUUAUGCACACAGACUCAUACUUACACACAUGCACAUGGAGCACUGAGGCCAUCGGCUUCAUCAAGAGGUGGAGAAGAACUGCAGGAAGCCAGCAGAAGAAAGGAGGACAAAAACAGACCGUCAGCGCUGUGCCCAAGAACAGGAACCUCAAAAAAAUAGGCAGAAGACACCCCUGAAUCUCACCAGCUCCUCUUCAGAGGAAGACAAUGGACAACCCCACACCCCUCCUCAGCAAACAUGACCCAAAGCCAGGGUUUGAAACCUCGGUCGUAAAGACAUUUUUUGUACAGAAAGAAAGAUUUAUUUUGCUAUGUAAAAGGUAAGAAGCUGAUUGUUGAAUAUAAAUCUCUCUAUAUAAGAUUAUUUUACUUUUGUGUUGCUUAUUUAAGAAGAAAACUGUCUUAAAUCUCAGGAUCUCUCAUGCUAAGUUGCUGUGUUGGCAACAAAGUGCCUGAACUGACGAUUUCCUGUGAAUAUAUUAGAUUAUUAAAAUAAUUAUAUGUACAUAAUAAUAAAAGGAAGGCGUUUGCGUGUUAUAAGUUAUUCCGAAUGACGCAAAAAAUUAAGGUACUGGAGGCAGGAGGAGAGGAGGAAUCUAAUCCCAAAAGUGCCAAACCAGCAGCAGCAGCGGCGGCAGCGGUCAGGCUAGCUUCCUGUUCAUCCUUCCUUCCAAAACUCCUCACUUGUAUCUAUUAGCCUGCAGAAAUCUGCCUCAGAUUGCAAACCAACAUUGCAAACCAACAACAGAUGAUGGGAAUAAUUGGCUUCAACAAAAAAAAA